GCACGUGAAGGCAGCAUCGCUCUGAUUCAGUCAAGCACGCGGCCAUUCACAGUUUGGUCUCUUCGAUGACUCUGUGUGACUAGCCGGCGCGCGUCUUCCUCGCCAUUUAGACACAUUUAGAACUUUGGGUCGAAGCCGUGGAUUUUUACAGACGAGUUAAAAUCCAGGUUGAGUGUGCGAAACGAUGCUGAUGAAGUUGGAAAGUAAUGAGCGAGGAUGAAGCUGCCGGGAAGCCCGCUUUGUUCGGAGGAGCGCAAGGCUUUUGUGCCUCUGUCAUCCCGCAGCUCAUCCCCUGCUGCUUUGUCUUCACUUGGCCCUCUGAUACCGACCGUGACCGUCAGUGUGGUUUGUCAGUAUUGGACUGUGACCAGCAGCAGCAGGUCAGCACCAUGAGUCUGUACGGGGCUGGUGCCGGUAGCGGUGCCGUCGGUGGAGCAAGAGAAAGAGGAGGAGCAGAACAUUACCGGGAGCAACAGCGGCGUUCCAGCGACCGCUCACGUGACUCCUCCCAUGAGAGAGGAGAGAGUCAGCUGACGCCCUGCAUCAGGAAUGUCACUUCUCCUACUCGGCAGCAUGACCGUGAACGUGGCGAUGGAGGCUCAUCCUCCAGAUCUUCCAGUCCACGUCCUCGCAGAGUUUCUAUUCCGUAUUCCCACGUUGGAGGGGCCCUGAUUGGGGGACACAUACCUCGGCCCCUGGGUCCUCCUGGAGCAGACCACCACUUGAAGACACUGGGCCCUGGACUGUCCGAUAUGAUCUACGUGUAUGACCUCAGCAGUAAAGAGGGGCAUCGCAGUGGAGUGAGGCUGGGAGAGAGAGUAACGCUUAUUGUGGAUAAUACAAGAUUUGUUGUGGAUCCUGCCAUCUUCACAGCUCAACCAAACACCAUGCUGGGCAGGAUGUUUGGUUCUGGGCGGGACAACAACUUUACGCAACCCAAUGAAAAAGGGGAGUUUGAGGUGGCCGAUGGCAUCAGCUCCACUGUCUUCAGAGCCAUUCUGGAUUACUACAAGUCGGGGAUAAUCCGCUGCCCUGACGGCGUUUCCAUUCCCGAGCUGAGGGAGGCAUGUGACUACCUCUGUAUCUCCUUCAACUACAACACCAUCAAGUGCAGAGACCUCAGCGCCCUAAUGCACGAGCUGUCUAAUGAUGGGGCCCGGCGUCAGUUUGAGUGUUACCUGGAGGAGAUGGUGUUGCCGCUGAUGGUGGCCAGCGCUCACAGCGGAGAGAGGGAGUGUCACGUGGUGGUGCUGACUGAUGACGAUGUGGUGGAUUGGGAUGAAGAGUACCCUCCACAGAUGGGAGAGGAGUACUCACAGAUCAUCUACAGCACCAAACUGUACCGCUUCUUCAAGUACAUAGAGAACAGAGAUGUGGCCAAGUCAGUGUUGAAGGACAGAGGACUGAAAAAGAUCCGGCUGGGAAUAGAAGGCUACCCAACCUAUAAAGAGAAGGUGAAGCGGCGUCCUGGAGGUCGUCCAGAGGUCAUCUACAACUACGUGCAGCGUCCCUUCAUCCGUAUGUCCUGGGAGAAGGAGGAAGGGAAGAGCCGCCAUGUGGACUUUCAGUGUGUCAAGUCCAAGUCCACCACCAACCUGGCUGCGGCGGCUGCAGACAUUCCCCAGGACCAGCUGGUGGUCAUGCACCCUCCAGGGCCACAGGUGGACGAGCUGGACACUCUGCCACAGCCACCGAGGGUCAACAACCCCCAUCAGCUGGGGCUCGGACAGGGACCGGAGAACAAUGCGGGUCCCCAGCUAUUGCAAGGCUACGAGGGCCCAAACCAGCAGGCUCAGGACACUACGCACAGCCUGUCCCACGGCAACCAGCAGCAUGGCGGCAGCUACACUCAGGCCACAUACCAUUACGAGCCGGACCCAGACACACCGUCACCCUCUGCAUGAGACUGGCUGCACACACCCUCCCUCCACUGUUGUGUUCACGCUAACAGCAAC
Molecule: messenger RNA, 1955 nt
Organism: Etheostoma spectabile (orangethroat darter)
Lineage: Eukaryota; Metazoa; Chordata; Actinopteri; Perciformes; Percidae
Product: BTB/POZ domain-containing protein 10
Exons: 8
Coding region: 207-1904 (565 amino acids)
Biological process (GO): positive regulation of phosphorylation
Cellular component (GO): cytoplasm
Molecular function (GO): protein binding
Source: RefSeq, a predicted model, not a curated record